CUCUAAUUGUAAAUUUCUUCUAAAAUAAUCCAAAAUGGUUAUCCUCAAUCAUACCAAACAACGAUCUUCAUCUUCUUCACCAAUUCAUGGUCAUAAUAAGUAUAAGUAUGACGUAUUUUUAAGCUUUUGCAGUAAGGACACAGGUCGCAGUUUCACAGACCAUCUUUGUAACGCCAUCAAGCAUGCCAAUAUCACUACCUUCUUUGAUGAUGAUUUGAUUGAAACAGGGGUAUAUUUGAAACCAGGAUGGGAGAGUGCCAUUAAAGCAUCUAGGGCUUCUGUUGUAGUGUUGUCCGAGAAUUAUGCUGAUUCACAAUGGUGCCUUAAUGGAUUGGCACUUAUCCUCAAGCAACAUUUAACGGUUAUCCCCAUCUUUUAUCAUGUUAAGCCCAGUUUCUUAGAAGAUGCGAUGGCUAGGUAUAGACGUGUGAUGGAGGCAAUGACAAAUGAAGAUAAAAGAAGUCAAUUGGCUGAAAAGAUUGACAGGUGGAAUAAAGCAUGUACACAAGUUUCUACAUUAAAAGGGAUGCAAUUAGGUUUCGAUCGGCGAGAAACGAAGUUUAUUCAAGAUUUUGUUAAGCACAUCUACCAUAGAUUACGGAUAUCCGCAAGGACUCCUCUACCACUAGACCGGAGGUUUCAUCGAGAGAUGAAGCAACCAAACCUCUUCAAAAUCCCUUUUCAGGCCAUAAAAAGUUAUGAGAUCCUCAAGGAUGUGUUAAAUCCAAUAUUACCUCCUUCAUGGCAUUGA
Molecule: messenger RNA, 751 nt
Organism: Lactuca virosa
Lineage: Eukaryota; Viridiplantae; Streptophyta; Magnoliopsida; Asterales; Asteraceae
Source: the annotation of a GenBank genome assembly